GAAAAAGGUAUGUAAAAGAGUGAGAAAAUGGAGAAAAUUGAUAGAGAACUCAUGGAGCGAAAUGGGGAAACCAUGGAGAAAAAUCAUAAAGAACCCAUGGAGCAAAAUGUCGAAGAAGCCAUGGAGAAGUAUGAUCAGGAGGCAAAAAUAAACUACAGAGGAUGGAAAGCCAUGCCCCUCAUCAUAGGGAAUGAAACUUUUGAGAAGUUGGGAGCAAUUGGGACAUUGGCCAACCUCCUGAUCUAUCUCACCACUGUAUUCAACUUGAAGAGCAUUACAGCUGCAACCAUGAUCAAUAUCUUUCAUGGCACCACCAACUUUGGAACACUGAUUGGAGCUUUUCUUUGUGACACUUACUUUGGUCGCUACAAGACCUUGGGAUUUGCUACAUGUGCCUCUUUUGUGGGAUUGCUGGCAAUACAGCUAACAGCAGCAAUCCCGGGGUUGCAUCCUCCCCACUGUGGAGCACAAGAAAGCAGCCAAUGCAGGGGACCAACAGCAGCGCAAAUGGCAUUUCUUCUUACUGGGUUAGGACUGAUGGUUGUGGGAGCUGGUGGCGUUAGGCCAUGUAACUUAGCAUUUGGAGUAGACCAAUUCAAUCCAAAAACAGAAUCUGGGAAGAGAGGAAUCAAUAGCUUCUUCAAUUGGUACUUCUUCACCUUCACAUUUGCUCAGAUGGUGUCCUUGACCUUGAUUGUAUACAUUCAAUCCAAUGUGAGUUGGGCAAUUGGGUUAGCAAUUCCAGCAAUUUUGAUGCUCAUAGCCUGUGUAGUCUAUUUCAUCGGUUCAAAGAUAUAUGUAAAAGUGAAAGCAAAUGGUAGUCCAAUGACUAGUGUGGCUCAAGUCAUAGUUGUUGCAAUCAAGAAGAGGAAAUUAAGCCCGCCAGAUGUACCGUGGCUCUCUCUUUUCAACUAUAUCCCUCCCAAGUCCAUCAACUCCAAGCUUCCAUACACGGAUCAAUUACGAUUCAUUGAAAAAGCAGCUAUCUUGACUCCCCAAGACAAGAUAAACCCAGAUGGAUCUCCAGCCAAUCCAUGGAGACUUUGUAGUUUGCAACAAGUGGAAGAAGUGAAGUGCCUGUUGAGGGUGCUUCCUAUAUGGGCAUCAGGAAUUAUAUACUAUGUUGCCAUAGUGCAGCAGCAAACUUAUGCAGUCUUCCAAGCAUUUCAGUCCGACAGACGCCUUGGAGAUAGCGAUUUCGAGAUUCCAGCAGCAACAUACAUUGUGUUCCUUAUGCUGAGCAUGACCAUCUACAUACCUAUCUAUGAUAGAAUCAUUGUUCCAUUCCUCCGAAGAUUGACAAGAAAAGAAGAGGGGAUUACAGUCCUCCAGAGAGUCGGCAUUGGAAUAUUUCUCUCCGUAGUUACCAUGCUUGUGUCUGCCUUCGUUGAAAAACAAAGAAAAACUAUAGCCCUCACAAGGCCAACUCUAGGAGUUGUGCCAAGAAAAGGCGCUAUUUCUUCCAUGUCAGGCUUAUGGUUGAUUCCUCAAUUCACGCUCGCUGGAAUCACAGAAGGGUUUGCUUCCAUUGGUCUGAUGGAAUUCUACUACAAGCAGUUCCCAGAGAACAUGAAAAGCAUUGCAGGUGCUUUGUUUUACUGCAACAUGGCAGCAUCAAGUUAUCUGUGUAGCAUUUUGAUACAGGUAGUUCACCGAACAACAAAGGGAGCUGCAACAGGAGAUUGGUUGCCAGAGGAUCUUAAUAAGGGAAGAUUGGACUACUACUACUACAUGACUGCAGGUUUAGGAGUCUUGAAUAUGGGCUAUUUUCUGGUCUGUGCCAGGUGGUAUAGAUACAAAGACAAUAGUGAAACCCUUGAAGUUAAUGGAGAGGAAAAGCAAUCUGAUAAAAAUUUGGUAUGAUAAAUUUUAUUCCUACGAGAUCAAAUUUCAUAUUAGGAUAUCAAAUCGAUCUUCUUUUUGGUUACGAUUCAGGAAUAAUUACAUUAGAUUGUCGAGGUAACUUUGAUGUUGCAUUAGGAAAACCUGUAACAUGAUAUAAAUUUCUCAUGUUCUUCUGUUGAAUAGUUAGGACAUAACCAAGAAUGUAGGUGCUUUAUAUGCUUUAUUAUAAGGGUGGUUGAUGUUCGGUCCCCCAUAUGUUUGAUCUC
Messenger RNA from Rubroshorea leprosula, 2111 nucleotides. The record is from the annotation of a GenBank genome assembly. Lineage: Eukaryota; Viridiplantae; Streptophyta; Magnoliopsida; Malvales; Dipterocarpaceae.